CUAACUGUCCCCAAAUCAAUCAAUCUCAGCGUCACUGAGGUAGAAAACUAGAAACCCAACCAUGAAUGCUAUUCAAUGGUCUAUGAUCACUGCAUUGCUCAUCUUCCUGCUUUAUCUCCCCUCUUGCAUUUCCAUUGAUUCCAUUACUCCAAACCAAACCAUCAAAGACGGUGACGUUUUAGUCUCAAGCAAGAAGCUCUUUGCGCUAGGGUUCUUCAGCCCUGGAAAUUCUGGCAAACGUUACGUUGGAGUUUGGUUUAACAAAGUUCCAGAGCAAAGUCAGCAAACCAUUGUUUGGGUGGCAAAUAGGGACAACCCUAUCAAUGAUUCCUCUGGACUUCUAGUGAUCGAUGCAGCUGGAGGCCUUGUCAUAUAUGGAAAGGACAGAAAACUCCCUCUUUGGUCAGCUAAUGUUACUCUCUCUUAUCCAAAAAACUCCAUGGCCAAGCUGUUGGAUACAGGUAACUUUGUUUUGUCUGAGAAUGGCCGGAGCCUGUGGGAAGGGUUUGAUUAUCCCUCAAAUACAAUGCUUCCCUUUAUGAAAAUUGGGCUGAACCGGCGAUCCGGGCUUAACCGGUUCCUAACGUCUUGGAAGUCCCAAGAUGACCCGGGAACUGGGAAUUUCUCAGCUAGGAUUGAUCCAGAUGGGUUUCCGCAGAUGUUUCUGUACAAAGGUCAAGCUCCCCGGUGGCGGAUCGGAUCUUGGAUCGGGCACAGAUGGAGUGGUGUCCCCAUAAUGGAUGGCAUUAAGUUCGACUCAAUCUUCGACGUUAGUUUUGUGAACAAUCAAGACGAGCUAUACGUCAUGGAUAGAAUUAAGGACGACUCAAUCUUCUCAAGGAUGGUGCUUGUUGAAUCGGGAAUCCUCGAACGGUCCAUGUGGCAAGAUCAGCAACACCAAUGGAGCAAGUAUUGGUCUGGCCCGGUAGAGCUAUGUGACGACUAUGGAGAGUGUGGUCCAAAUAGCAACUGUGACCCUUACGUAUACAAUGAUGGUAUGUUCGAGUGUGCAUGCCUACCAGGGUUUGAACCUAAGUUGAACCAUUCAUGGUACUUGAAAGAUGGCUCGGGUGGGUGUGUGAGGAAAAAAGGAGCAUCUGUGUGUAAAAACGGAGAAGGGUUCGUGAAGAUGUCACCAGUAAAGGCACCAGACUCAUCUACUGCGCAUGUAAACUUGACCUUGGGUUCGAAAGAAUGUGAAGAGGAAUGCUUAAGGAAUUGUUCUUGCAUGGCAUACUCGAGUGCAGGUGACCCGCAAGAAAGGAAUGGAUGUGUGACAUGGUACGGGGACUUGAUGGAUACAAGGACUUACACGAUUGUCACUCAAGAAUUAUAUGUUCGAGUUGAUUCAAUUGAAUUAGCUAAACACGCAAAGAAAUCGAAUGGUUCUCUUAGCAAGAAGGGAAAGCUGGCAAUUACUAUAACAUCUAUUUUAGUGUUCUUUCUUGUGAUCUCUAUCGCAUAUUGGUCCGUAAAGAUGAAGAGAAAAGGUAAGGAAAGACAAAAUCCAAUUCCAUUUGGUGUCAUCACACCUUCAAUCUACUUGGAAGAUUCUCCUAGUAGAACAGAUCCUGAUGGUAGCAGAUUAAAGUCGGAUAUACCUUUCUUUCAUCUAAGCACCAUAUCUGCAGCCACAAAAAAUUUCUCUGAUUCGAACAGGCUUGGAGAAGGCGGAUUUGGCCCCGUUUAUAAGGGAGUGCUUUCUAGUGGAACAGAAAUAGCCGUGAAAAGACUGAGCAAAAAUUCUGGCCAGGGAAAUGAAGAGUUCAAGAAUGAAGUUGUGCUUAUUGCAAAACUUCAACACAGGAACCUUGUGAGAAUCCUAGGCUAUUGCGUUCAAGAUGAAGAGAAGAUGCUAAUCUAUGAAUACCUGCCUAACAAAAGCCUGGACUCGUUCAUAUUCAAUGAAAUGAAAAGGACAUCUCUGGAUUGGACAACACGCUUGGAGAUUAUCUUUGGCAUUGCUAGAGGGAUCUUGUAUCUUCAUCAAGAUUCGAGAUUAAGAAUCAUCCACAGAGACCUAAAGGCCAGCAAUAUUCUACUGGAUUAUGAUAUGAACCCAAAAAUUGCAGAUUUUGGUGUGGCUAGAAUAUUCGGAGCAAACCAAAUUGCAGCAAAUACAAAUCGCGUGGUUGGAACAUAUGGUUACAUGUCACCGGAGUAUGCAAUGGAAGGACUAUUUUCAGUGAAGUCUGAUGUAUACAGUUUCGGUGUUUUGCUUCUAGAAAUCGUUACUGGCAGAAAGAACACCGGUUACUACUCUGAUAAUCCUGACUCAAAUUUGGUUGGACUUGUUUGGGACUUGUGGAAAGAAGGCCGAGCCUUGGAAAUCGUCGAUACCUCUUUGGGUGAAUCCUACCCCAUAAGUGAAGUUCUACGGUGCAUUCAAAUCGCACUCCUGUGUGUGCAAGAGUACGCAAAUGACCGGCCAACCAUGUCAAAAGUUGUGUCUGUGUUAGGCAACGAUGCAGCUCUUCCUUCACCAAAAAUACCUGGAUUUCUGUUGAAGAGAAGUAACUAUACCAGUGGAGAUCCCAGUACUAGUACUGGAGAUGCUGAUUCCAUAAAUUAUGUUACAUGCACUAUAGUUGAAGCUCGAUAAAGACUGAGGCCCCCUCUAAAACCUAGCUUGUGCGUUAAGCAAAGGUUUAGUAUUAAUUUUUUAUUACUAUAGAAAUGAUUACCUUAUAAACGCCUAUUAUUAUUAA
This is a messenger RNA of Rosa rugosa (rugosa rose), 2708 nucleotides long. Its product is annotated as G-type lectin S-receptor-like serine/threonine-protein kinase RKS1. Gene Ontology annotation, biological process: protein phosphorylation; recognition of pollen. Gene Ontology annotation, molecular function: ATP binding; protein serine/threonine kinase activity. Bases 62 to 2602 code for a protein of 846 amino acids. The record is from RefSeq and is a predicted model, not a curated record. NCBI's taxonomy places the organism in Eukaryota, Viridiplantae, Streptophyta, Magnoliopsida, Rosales, Rosaceae. The transcript has 7 exons.